ACUAAGUGAGUGAUCAAUUAUUUCGUUUUAUAUGAUAAGUCAGAGAAGUUAUUGAUGAUUGAAGCCAAAGCCCAUGCCAUUAGUCAUUAGUGCCCAUCAUUGUAAUUGUAUUUAUAGUAGGCCUAUGUCAUAGCAUAGGCAUAGUUAAGUCUUUGAUUAAUUUUUAAGUAAGCAUCAGCAACUGCAGCAACAUAGACAUGACAUAGUAAAAAAUAAGGUAUUAUAUAUUAUUAAAUGUCAUGUAUUUAAUUAAUCUGAUAUUAUUAAUAUUAUUAUAUUUUUAAAAUUUAUAUUGGCGAAAUAUUAGGCCUAUAAUUAAUAAUUAUAUUAAUCAGAGAACCUAUUUAAUACCCAUUCAUAAAGUCUUAGGGGGUGUCCAUUUAUUACAUCAACAAUUUUUAAGCAAUGUUUUACUCUCCCUCUUGCCCUUGUCAACAACUUUCAAACUUCCAAUGACACACACUCCACCCCAAGCCAAAUAACAAUUUUACGAAUCACAAACAUCCCCUUAAUAUUUUAAACGUUUUUAAACCCCCCCCCCCCCACACACACACAUACCAAAUUGAAUUAUAAUAAAAAUAAAUAUAUAAUAAAAAUACAUGUUACUUUGUGCUCAUCUAUCUUAAUAACACAAAAUUGUAGGAAGAACAUUUUAUUGCUUCUUUAGCUUGUUAAUCAAAAAGUUUAAAAGUUUUUACACAUAAAUUUUACAAUGCAGAAUCAAUGAAAAGGUUGUUUAAAUAUCAUUGUUUGUGGAAGUAUAAAUAUGAUUAUUGUCAGUAUAGCUGACUAUCGUAUCAUAGUUUAUAGCUGCUAUCAUCUUCCCAGGCCCUGGAGUAGCCAGGUGUUGCUCUAUCGUAGCAAUGGACAUAGUAUCAUUUUCAUCUUGCAGAACUGAAAUACCAGACAAGUCAACAUCAUCCUCAUCUAACCAUUUAGCACUUAAAAUAGAAGCAUUGUCAGUGUGAGCAAUAAUUGCCAUAAGCUCUCUCUGUUUCCUGGCAGCUACUUGCAUUAGUCAAAUCCUUCUUUUGUUGAGGAGCAGGUGGUAAUUUCUUAUGCCUUAUGCGUUGUCGGUGCUGUUGAACAUGCUAUUUCAACAUGACUUGUGAUGCAAAAUAGAUGUUACAGAUUUUGCAGAUCCAUUCAAGCAGCAAUGUUAUUAUUGUUACUCACUUUACUUUCCCCUAAUUCUCAAAAUAUCAUGUUCCUACUCUAUCUAUAUCAUUUACAUUGACUGCACAUGACACUUGAACCUUGCCCUUGUUCCAUACCUGAAACACGAUCGCAAACAUACCUCCCUAGUUAUUUGCGACAAAAAGAAUCUACAGGCGAAGAGCGGCCAACUUUUGACUUCUCUUGCUCUAACAUUUACCCAGAAGAGCAUUGACAGGCUGGAGGCGGUCCAGCGACGAGCAGCACACUUUGUCCUAAACCGCUACAGGAAUACCUCUAGUGUUGGCAGCAUGCUGGAAACACUAGGCUGGUCACCAUUGGAGAAAUGACGACGACAAUCCAGGCUCUCCAUGAUGUACAAGAUAAAUAAUGGGCUGGUCCACUGUUAUUGAUUCCGAUUCCUGGCGAUUAUUAAACAGAAACUCGUCCCUCUCCCCCAUAGACAGCGACGAGGCCAUGACAGGCAAUUCAGGCUCAUACCAGCGAGAAGCCAGUAUAGGAGCUGCCCAUUCCUGCCAAAGACAAUCAGGGACUGGAACAAUCUUUCAAAAGGAAAGGUUGAGGCGACAACACUAGACAGAUUUGUGUCUAUUGCCUCAAGCCUUCAAACCCCUAGUGCAUGAUUCCCUCACAAAGUGGCACUGGAAAUCUGUGAAAUUUCCUCUUCAACACCAGGAACAGAAACAUUGCAAAUCCCAUCUACAUGCAUAGGAGCCAAAAUGAUCAAUAAAUUGAUCGUGGGCCCUUAAGACUAAGAUAUAGAAGAAGAAGAAAGUGUACUAACAUCUUACCGACAAUCACAUUGAAUAAAUUUUAUAUUGUUAGAAGCCUAAAAAUUAUAUGACUAUUUCAAUUUACUAGUGAUAGGACGAUACCAAAAUUUUUAACGAUUCCGAUACGAUUCCGAUUCUACCCAAUUAUCCCGAUAUGAUUCCGAUUCCUGGCGAUUAUUACAGAUAUAUAUUACUGUGCCCAGUUAUGUUAUUAACAUAUUUAAUUAAUAUAAAAGUUGAGAAUUGAUUAGAAAAGUUUAUUAACUUGCUAUUGAAGCUUUACAAUAUGCUAGAUAACAAUGUCUUGGAAAGGUUUUAUAUGGAAACAAACUUUGCGCUGUCACCAGCUUACGGCAGUAAUCGGUUAAGAAUUGUUUUGGUAUUGGAAUCGGGUCUGAAUUAUUCAGUUCCGAUACCGAUUCCCGAUGUUUUGGAAAAAUCCUGAUAUUUCGAUUAUUCCGAUACGAUUCCGAUUAAUCGUCCCAUCACUACAAUUUACACUCAUUAAAUUUGUUAAAAUAAUGUAAUAACUAGUUUAUUUUUAAGAUUAAAAUUUUAGUAGAGAAAACAUGAUUGUUGACGUCAACUAUCUACCCCCCCCCCCCCCCCCCCCCCCCCCGUAAACAACUGUCAAAUCCCCUCCCUCCCCUGUUUUGUUGACAUAAUUAAUGGACGACCCCUUAGUCUUAGGCUCUAAGACUUACGCAGUUACAUUUACCGGUACAUUAAAUAUUUUCUAUUUGCAUUCAUUAUUAUACCGGUACUAUGAUACUGAUACUAUUAUUAAAUCUAUUAAAUGCUAAAAAUUUUAAAAUGUACAGUCAAUAAGGCUAUGUUUUUAAUUUGAAGUCUAACUUCUAAAUACUGUAACAAGUUAAUAUUAAAAGGAGUAUACAGUAAGUAUACUGGUUGUCUAUUAUAAUAUUUAUAAAAUAAUAGUAAUAGUAACACUAUAGUAUGAUACAUAGUUAAGUUAAUGUAAUAUAAUUACAAAAUGGCUAUUUAGAACCGGGACGGGUCUCUUAGAUUUGGCCCCGGUUCAGUUUAGAUUAAAUGGCUAUAUGAGAAAUUAAUUUUUUUUCCUUGUUAUUUCAUAUUAAUAGUUUUAUUUUUUAUAAUUUUUUGCUGCUUUGUUGAAUUUUUUUUCUUGUUUUUUUAAAAGCCAUGAUUGUAGAACAGGCUUUUUUUAUCUAGCACCGGUAAUUAAGAUGAUGAAGAUACAUUUAUUAGAUUUUUAGAAAAGUAUUACAUUAAAUAUGAUUAAAUCAUUUAGUAAUUUAAAGAAAUCUGUAUUGUUUAAGUUAAAAGAUUUAAUUACACAAGUACACAGUACUUUACGGAUAAAUUCGGAAUUCUAAAUAAAAAUUUCAUAAUGAAAUUAAAUAAAAUUCAACUAUUCCUCUAAAUAAAGCUUGGCUUAAUUAGAACAAAACCACUAAUUAUAAUUCUCUGUCUCGAAUUUCAAGAAAGUUAUGAAUUUUUAAAAACUCGGGAACAGGGUCAAUUUUCAGAUGACUUAUAAUAAGUAGUUUUGACACCGGCUAUUUUAUGAAAUAACUUGGUUGGAACUUUCAAAUCUCUUGCACACACAACCAGUUAUAGUUAUAAACAUAUGACACACUCAGUUUUUUUCAGGGUUGCAACUAACAUGUAAAUACAAAUUUUAUUUCCAACAAAAAUGAGCCAAAGCACAAUGUUAAAAAUAUUGAAAGUUCAUUUUACAAAAAAUCAUAAAAAAUCAAUCAAUUAAGACUCCAAGUCUUACUAGUCACUUUCAUAAGACUGAUAAUAACUUACGUGUAUAUUGUCUUCUUUGUUCCCCUUGAGAGGUUUUUGCUUCCCAGUAGCUUUUGUAGCUUGAAAUAGGAACAGUUGCCUGCUGUUAUACUUUCUUUCACCUCUGACAUUAUUUCUUUGUGCUCGUUUAUAGUUGCCCCUAGAUAUUUGAAUGUAGCCACUCGCUGAAAUUUGUGGUUUUUGAUAUUGAUGUUGUCAUCAGCGUGUGAGUUUGGUGAUAUUAUCAUAUAUUUUGUCUUCGGUUCAUUUGCAUCAAGACGAACUUUGACUGAGUCAUUUUCAAGUUCCCUGAAUACCUUAAUUAUGUCAUUACUGUUUCUGCCCAGUGGCGCUAUAUCGUACGUAUGCCAGGGACUGCAAUGGCUGGCUAUAUAAGAUUUCUGAUGGUUGUUGUUCUGUAAUACCACUCUGGAAGUUGCUUGUUAUGGUUCCACUGGUGCUCACGUAUAUGCUUCUAAUAACUUUUUCUAGUGUGAUGUUAAACAGGAUACAUGAUAGUGAAACUCUUAGUCUGAGACCCUGAUUAACUGAGAACUCCCUUGAGUAUUCUCCCUGCCCCUUGAUUAUACUUUUUGAUUAUACUUUUGGAGUUACCCAUCGUCAUAUGUAUGAGCAAGGUAAGCUUGUUAGGGACUCCAAGUUCCUAUAGAGCAUUGUAUAGGUAAUUCCUGUCUAUGCUAUCGUAUGCUAUUUUGUAAUCCACAUAUAGUUGGUGUAUGUCGAUUUUAUAUUCGUAACAUUUAUCCAGGAGACAUCUAAUAGUAAAAAUAUGAUCCGUGGUUGACCUAUUCUGCCGGAAUCUGCAUUGGUAGUCUCCUAGGAUUUGUUCACUAAACCUUUCCAGUUUUCUUAUUAUAAGUUUUGUGAGGAUUUUGUACAUUACUUUAAGGAGGGAGAUUCCUCUGUAGUUUGAGCAGACCAACUUAGAUCCUUUUUUGUGAAUUGGGAUUAUGAGUGCAGUGUCCCACUCUAUUGGCAUUCCUUUCUCCUGCCAGAUUCUAGAUAUGAAGUUGUGUAUUUGCCUAUGUAGUUCAUUAUCACCUAGCUUUAUCAGUUCUGCAGAGAUAAGGUCUAUUCCUGGGGGUUUGUUAUUUUUCAUGGUGAAGAUCACAUCUUUUAUUUCAUUCAAUGUUGGUUGGUUGACCAGUGGGCCCGGUCCUCAUUGUGGUAGAGCGUAAUCCUUAUUGGUUCCUCCACCUGAGCCAUUCAGUAAGCCUUCAAUGUGUUGUACCCAUCUCUCUAGUACUCUACUGCUCUCUGUGAUCAAUUCUCCACCCAUACUUUCACACAUGUGGGAUCUUGCUUGAAAGCCAUUAUUUUCCUGCUUUAUCUGCAGGUACAUUCCCCUCACAUCUCUUUCUUGUGCCAACUCUUCUGUCUCUACUAUUUUUGAUUUUCCCAAACACGUUUUUUUCUGUCUACAAAUUUUGCUAGCCACCCUUCUUGUGUCAUUAAAUAAUUGCAUUGUUCUUCUUGUCUCCCUUUGCAACAUCAUUAGCCGAGCCUUGUUUCUUUGUUCUGUAAGUUCUUUGCAUUCUUCAUCAUACCAUCCUGUUCUUUUCACUAUCGGUUUAAAUCCAAUCUUUUCCUUUGUCACACUUUUUACUAUUUGCUUCAACUUUUCCCAUUGCUCAUUUAUAUCAACGUUGCUGGCUGAUUCCCUUUUGGAUAAUUCUAGUUGUGUUUCAAUCUUCUGUUGAUAUUCCUCAGUAAUUUUUGGGUCCCUGCUUAAUUUCUGGAUGUUGUACUGUUUUUCUCUUUUAUUUUGUUUGUUGUGGAUACUAAUAUGUCUGAGCCAUGCCUCUGGUCAAUGAGUAUGUGGUCAAGUUGAUUACGGGUAAAUCCAUCUGGAGAUAUUCAUGUCCCUUUAUGUAUUUGUGACAGAAUAUUGUGCUACUGAUUGUCAUUCCUUUUCCUGUAGCUCCGUUGUCAUUGCUCUCAUCAAGCAGACUUUCCAAUUGUUGGUCUGUAAGCAGGCUUCCAAUUUUGUCAUUGAAAUCGCCAAGGACUAUUUUGUUAUCAUGGCAUGGUGCCUCAUCAAAUACCCUUUGGAGUGUAUCAUAGAAAGUUUCCUUCAUACUUUCAUCUGUAUCUUCCGUUGGUGCAUGUGCGCAGAUUAACAUGAUGUUAAACAUUUUUCCUUUUAUCCUUAUGAAGCAUAGUCUUUCACUCACUGGUUUAAACCCAAUGACUGCAUUUACUGUCUCUCUUUUGACUGUAAACCCUGUUCCUAAGGCAGCCCUGCCAACAAUUGUCUGGGGGGAUUCCCCUUGCAGCUCUCAGGGUAGCUGACUUUGUAUUGGGUUGGUUCUCUAGCCAAUGUGGAUCCCUCCACUUCCUACAAGACAGUAGGUGCUGAUUUUGGUCCGCCCCAGGUAUUUUAUUUCCCAGAUACAUCAAUAACAAUUACAGUCAAAAGUGGCUAUAAAUAUUUAUCUGUUUUAUUAUAUGUGAAAUCUAUUAUGAAAAUAAAACCUCUGGAUAUCAGGUAAUAAUACUAAUCAUGUUAAAUGUUAUGAUAAAUACUUAAAUUCCCCACUUUCUGUUAGUCCAUAGGACACACUUCCACAGCUUGUGAUAUAGAAUCAAGUAUAGAUUCAGUUUCAUUUGCAUCAGAAGAUGAUUUAUUUAUUUUGGACUUAAGGUUGUAAAUUUCAGUGGGAAGAUAAUCUACAUCAUGCUGUUGUUCAAGCACUUGUCGAGCCUCAGAUGUCUGAAUCGUGGUGCAGGAUAUCAACAGACGCUUUGCCACAUUUAGUUCCACCUUGUAGUUUUUCGGAGGCUAAUACAAGUGGCACAUCUGGAGAAAAAAACAUACAAGUUACAAGAGUUACUUUGCAAAAAUAAUGUUGUAUUUUUAUAAUUGCCUUUAGGGUGAUGCAGUAUUUUGUAAAAAAAAUAUAUCCUGCAAACAUAACUAACCUUCACCGCGGGGAUAAAUGUUUAGGUUUAUUAUUUUUCGCAGUCAAGAUAUAAAACUCUAGUCAGAAAUACAAAUAGGUGCUUAAUAAAUGGUAUAAAACAUUCUCUUAAAAUGCAUCCCUCUCUAUAGUAAGUGUUGGCAGGUGACAACAAACGGCCACAAGAAUAUGUUUUGUAAAUAUGUUUAGCAGCACAUGUACUUAUGGUACUUCUUUUGAUACUUCAUGGCCAGUAUGUUCCUGCAUUGAAAUUGUAAUUGCAAGCCAAGAUGGAUUUCUCUUGGCAACAAGCUUUAUCUUUGGUCUGGCAUCCCACUUUGAAAGAACUGAAAGUCAAAAAAUAAAAAAAUUUUCAACCAAUUGCCAAAAGUGAUAAGAAUCAUACUAUUGGACAUAAAAUGAAAUUAUAUAUUACAUGACAUGACCAACUGGUAAAACUCCAAUAUGAUUCAGAAAGUUGGAGGAAGCAAAGUUAAUGUUAUCAGUAAAGUUUUUUUAAGAAGAGUAGAUCUAUAUUACUAUUACUAUUAAGGCUUAUGUAUCUCAAAUUUGACUCAGACUAAAUUUAAAUUAACUUACUCUUGUGAUUUUCUUCGUCCUGUUGAAGCCAUUGAAUCGUGGUUUAACACCUUGUUUGCAGCAUAGCAUAUUCAUAUUUAAGGUGUUCCAAAUUGGGAUCUUUGAUUUUUCUCUGACUGAAGAUCUUUUAGUGAAACACACAUUGUAUUCUUUACAACAAUUUUGAAUUUUUCUUCAAAAGAUGCAAAUGUACCGGUAUCAAACAUGUUACCAACCUCCAUUUUCAAAAAGAAAGUGAGACCUAAUGGAUUAUUAAGCCCAUCAACUCAAGUUCGGACCAGGAUUUUUUAUUAUUAAGACUAUUGGGUCCGAAUAGCCAUUUAAUCUAAAGGGACCUUGGUUCGAAUAGCCACUUUGAUAAUAUCGGUACAGUAAUUAUUAUAGAGUAGGAUGUACUUUAUUUUUGCAUUAUACUAUCCGGUAGUAUAUUAUUAUUAUUAGGCCUAUUCAUCAUACUCACUUUAGUCAUUUUUAAUUUAAUAAAUAAUUUAUAAUAUAAUAAAUUAAUAGUUUUAUUAAUAAUACCGGUAUAUUAAUAUUAUUAAAUCAUUUAUUAAAUGGAAGUGCUAGUUUAGUUACCAAGUUAAAACUAGUUAGCUAUUCUAGUCUAAGUUGUGGGCUUUGACUAUUUAUUUAGUAUUUAAUUUAUACUUACAAAGUUAAAUUAAUAGUGAGUAAAAGUCAGGGUAUACGUCCCAGUUAAGUCUUUCUUAGUACUGGUAUAAGUUAAUUAAGCUGUAUUAAUAGUAGAAGUCAGAAGAAGUUUAUUACUAUCACAUUCUAUGUUUGGCAUAUAUAAAUAAUAUAAUAAAAUAUGAAUUUUCUAUUUUCAGAAUACUGGUAUCAUGAACAAUGAUGUCUCAACAUUUGAAUUAUCAGCAUAGUAAUAGGUUAUUUGUGCAAUGUUUACUCCAGACCAAAGAUAGAAUGUGAAACUUGUCAUAGAAUGUGAAACUUGUCAUAGAAUGUGAAACUUGUCAUAGAAUGUGAAACUUGUCUUAAACUUAAACUGCUCUGAGUCUGAGCAAAUGGUUUAGACUGAUCACACUCAAACUGUUUACACAUAAUAUAGAUAUCAGCAGCUUUGUCUUAUUUACAAUAUAACAUUUAAAUUUAAUCUGAAAAGUAUGGAUUGGAAAGGCAUUCCUGUAUUAGGAAAUCAUGUUAAGCUUUUAAAACAUAGAAACUAUGUAUACAAGAUCAAAUUUAAAUACAAGAAAAUAAUCAAGGAUAAAAAAGCUGCCUUACUUAACAUUGUAUCAGCGUCAGCUGGCCAACAAAUGGAAGAUGUUCUCAGAGCUGUUUUAUAUAGAAUUGAUAGCAACAUGGUACAAAUCCCUAUACAGAGUGAAAAUUUUAUAUUUUAUCCACAAAUAUUACCUUGGCCAUUAGGGCAACAAGUUAUGUUUACAGUAAGGGGAAAAUCCUUCAACUGUAAUCCUCAACUCAUCUUACUGGAUGUUGUGUGUAAAGAAAUAUGUAUCACUGCAAACCAAAAGGAUGGACUUGAGCAGACUAAACAUUUAGAGCAUAAACAGCAGAUCCAAGCCACAACAAUAAAGUCCCAAAGCUUGCUGUCAAACAUGUACAAACUUGGAUUUGAAAAGCAGUACACAGCAUCAUGUGCAGAAAUUAAAUCUCUGCAGACCAAAAUAACUAAUGUACCAACACUUGCAUCAGCUAGGACCUCUAAGGUAAAUAAUACAACCCCACAAUCACAAAAGUCAAACAAAUCCACAUGUGAUACCCAAAUAUCCCAGAGAAAGAAAAAAAAACAUUUGAUUUUAGAGGAAAAUAAUCUUGUAUCUAAAUAUAGAGUUAAAGGCAGAAAAGAACCAUUGGAAACAAUGAAAUAUGAUGAUGGAGAAGUUAGCUUUGAUAUGUCUGAUAAAGAUGUCAUUGAAAUCUGUGAUGGUGGCAGUAUAGUCUAUGAAUCAGAAAGAAUUGAAGGGAAUGAUGAAGGUGUUGAUGAUGCUCAAAGGCGUAAACAGGGUUGGGGCAAGGAUGAUGUACUUUAUGAUUCAAAGAGAGUUGAUUCUCAAGACCCAAUAAGGCUGAGGGGCAAAAGAGCCAAAAAACAAUCGGAUGAAGUGGAUAUUGUGUCAACAAGUGUUAUCAAGAGUCCUAAUAGUAAUAGCUUUAUUGUAACAAGGAAUCAAGUGAAAUCAAAUCCAAUUGGCAUUUCAAGAUCAACAAAUUCAUUGAAUAUUAACAGUUCACCUGGAAAAAGAAAAUGCCAAGGAAUCAAACAGGAUCAUUUGGAAUCACAACUGUCACAAAGCAGUUAUCAGUCCUUAAACUCCUCACAGUCUUCAUCAAGUUGUACAUCUAUUGUCAAACAGGCCAGAGGAAGAAAGCACAAACAAAGAGUGCACAGCACACCAGUCUGGUUGUCGAAAGAUGAUGUCUGGUUAUUCAGCGGUGCACCAAAAGAACUACACAAAUUGGGGGUAGGCUUUUUCUUUCUGUCACCCUUCCUAGUACUAAGUAGUAGAUGAAAAUUUGGACUAAGAGCAAUUAAUUUAAAUGUUUUUAAAUCUAAUUCAAUAAUAUUCUUUCAAGCGGUUAGUAAUAGUAAUGUUCCAAAGUUUUGUUUUUUUUAAAAUACGGAUUAAAGAACUUCUUUCCAUUCAUUCCCUGUCACCAGUUGCAGUGUUACCAAAGAUUGUGCUUUAUAAAUUAUAUUGAUACAAUUUAUUACUUUUUUUUUUCCAGUCUUAAGAAAGGUAGAAGUAGAUAAAAGAAAUAGCUGAUCUGCUUGGAUAUCAACAGCAAGUCUUCAAAAUGCUAUGACAGUGUUUAUACUGUACUAGAUACGGUAUAUACAUUUUUAUCAUAAAUACCGGUACUGAUAUUAUUAGUAAUUAUUUUUAAAAAAGCAUUAAUUUUGAAUAAUCAAUGUUGAAUAUGUUCCUGACAGAUCUUUUUUCUUUACUAGAGAAUUUUAAAAAUUGUUUAGUUAAUAAUUUAAGUUUUUUUCACUCUAUUGAUUAUUUGUUUUUGUUAACGGUAAAAUAACUUUGAUUUUGAAUAGUUUUUGUUAAAGCAAUUGAUCAUGUAACUUAAUAUUUUGUUAUAUUUUAAAAUGUUGAAGAUUUAUUCAUAGUUAUGUUAUUUGAACUUAGAAAGGAAAUAAAAUAAUAUAAUAAAAUAUCUAACAUUUCAAUUUUGUAUUCAUUAUUAAGUCUACAAAAAUUAUAGUGUAUUUGAUAUGAAAAUCAUAUUACCUUACUAAAGUGUAUUCCUAUUUCAAAUUUUAAAAAUAACAUUAUCCUGAGGUAUUUUAAGAUGCAUAUUUUUUUAAUGUUAUAAUAUAGAAUGGUCAAAUAU
Molecule: messenger RNA, 10576 nt
Organism: Lymnaea stagnalis (great pond snail)
Lineage: Eukaryota; Metazoa; Mollusca; Gastropoda; Lymnaeidae
Source: the annotation of a GenBank genome assembly